Ambispora gerdemannii is the source of this 269-nucleotide messenger RNA. The record is from the annotation of a GenBank genome assembly. NCBI's taxonomy places the organism in Eukaryota, Fungi, Glomeromycota, Glomeromycetes, Archaeosporales, Ambisporaceae.
AACAGAAAUUUGAUCUUAUUACUGAUCAUGUCGGACUAACCUGGUUUAUUAACAAAUCCUCCCUGACUGGACGAAGCAUGAGGUGGAUAACAACUCUUCAAGAAUAUGACUUUGAUAUCAUUUAUAAACCAGGACGAAAACACUCUAACGUGGAUGCGUUAUCUCGAAUUCCAAACCAACGAGCAGAAAAGAAGAAACAACAGAAAUUAAACAGAACAUUUAAUCAACAAAUUCCUUCUACCUCACGAAUUGUCAAUCGAAGAAAAUAA